CAGAAAUAAAACAUCUAUUGCUUGCGAGUUGCAGAAUAAAUUGUUUGACAGUAGAUGAGUAGGUCUACAUUAAUUCUAUAAAUUGCAUUAAAUUAUUUUGUUUAUGUUUCAUUUAUACACAAUUUCUUUAAAUUUAUUUUUACACUUUGGAUCGCCCACAAUUCUAAAAUAGACUACAUUACAACACGGUAAGUAUUUUGUACUCUGCAUGUACCAGAAAUAGAAGAAGGAAAAUGAUAUGUCAGAGUUUACUUAUUCAUGUGUGUGUUGAAAGUAUCUAGGAUGUGACUGCAUAUUCAUUUACGUAUUAUAAUAAUUGCCGUAUAUUUUGCUUAAAUUAUAUUUUAGGAGAUGUUGCAUUUUUAAGGGGUGUUCGCACGUUACAAUUGCAAGUAGCUAAUUUGCAUAUUUUUAUUUGGAAUUUUCUGUUGUUAAAUAUUUUCCACUAAAUCUCUCUAUAACACUACCAAUGACAAAAAGGAAAACUUAAAAAGUUAUAAAUUAGAUUUCCAAGAUUUUUUAAUCUUCAAGAGAAUAGACAAUCGUCUGACUUACGCUGGAAUAUAUUCACUUGGGAAUUGUAAAGAAAGAGCGUUAAAGAAAAAUGUCAACCAUUCCGUCAUUUUUUUUCAGAGUGCCUGUUUUGUCCUAGAACUUACAAAGACUUUGAAAAGCCCUGUGUGUCUGUUUUCAUUGAAAGAUAGCCUUUUGACAUUGUUCAGGUCUAACUUUACUUUAAUUUAUAAGAGACGUUAUAUUCCUCAGCUUCUAUUUGGAAAUGAACAUAAAAAGAACUGUUUUCCUGAUAGGAUUUAGAAUACACAAAAUAGAGCAGAAGUAACUGUUUUUUAAGAGUACUGUGUUUUAAGAGUACUUCUCUUUAUUAAACCUACUAAUUGAUCAAGGCGAACACAGAUUGACGACAUAAGUUGAAUAAUGCAAGGACUGUUAAUAAUGCAAUAUUUUCUAAAUUAUUUGAUCAUAUGUCAACUCCUGUAAAAUUGUGAAGAUCACUAAAAUACAGUAUCUCUGUAAUUUAAAUUGUACUUUUCAUGUAUAUAUUUAGAUAAAUUUAAAUUAUUUGUAAUUGAAUUACAUUUUUAUUUUCAGUUGGCAUUUAAAAAAAAAAAAUUAAAUAGGGGAGAGACAUUUUAUCUGUAGUUAUAAAUAUUAGCUAACUGCUUCAAUUUAUUCAAGCUAAACAGCACAACAAUAAUGAAUAGGUUGGAAAAUGCAUUGUCCAACGGUAUUAAAUCCCUGAAAUAUUCAAUUUCUGUAAAUAUUGUCACAUUUUGAGAUUCACUGGGGGAUUGGGUUCACAUAGAAAACUGAUAUAUUUCUGCAUCCAUAUGUUUCACACCAGUUACAUAACUACAUGCUAGCACAGCAGCACAUAUCGUGCAAGCACCAAAUUAGGGUCUGUGAUCUAUAUAUAAAAAAUAUAUUGAUUGUGUGCUGCCUAGUCUUUGCAGAGUAUUUUCCCUCCUCCAAAAAAGAAAACAGUAUAUGCAUUACAUACGUUGAUUUAUCCACAGCCCAUAGAGAUAUGUAGGUAAUGUAUGUGAUUUGCGUGUGUAUGUUAUAUGUAAAAUUGAUGUGUGGUAUUUGUAAUUCACAUGUAUAUAGAUAUGUGUGAGAUCUGUGUAUUUGACUGGAAUUAUGCAUGUUUAGAGUGGGUGAUGAUUAUGCAACAUCAUUGUUAAUUUGUGUUAUGUGUGCUGUGCAUAUGUGAUAAAUGGUGUCUGUAGUUCGGUAUGCAUGUAUAACUUUUUCUUUGUCUAUGAUGGGUGUGUAAUGCAUGUGUGGAAUGCUGUGCUAUGCACAUGAUAUAAUGAGUGUGAUGUGUGUUAUGUGUGUGUGCAUUCAGUGACGUGCAUAGGAACUGAUUUUGUUGUGCAUGUGAAUUGUGUGAUGUACGUAAUACCUGUGUAGAGUGUGAUAUGUGCUUUGUAUGUGAUGUGUGUUGGCCUCUCUCUGUAAUGUAUGUUAUGUAUAAGCAGUGUGCAAGGUUUCUCCAUGAAGUAAAUAAUGCAUGUAUUAAAGUUCAUUGUGUGCUUUGCACGUUUUAUGCAUGCGUAGAUUGUAACGAGUUUGUGUGUGGUGUUUGAUAUUCUUUGCUCCAAAACGAAAGCAUAAGCUCUCACCCUCGUCGCCAAAUUCAUUUUCCCAUAAUCCGUCACUCUACGCACAUUGAUUAACAGGUUAUUUUCUUUUUCGUCACGCCCUCUUCUCUCAUUUUUUUUGGUCCUAUGUCACGGUAUUUAAUGCAUUAAAUAGUUUACAUGCCCUUUGAUUGCAGUACCUCGCUGACGGAUCGCACCUCGAAGACAUUCCAUUUCGGUGGGUCAUCUUGGGUGCUAAACGGCAACUGGGAAUUUUUGAGUUUGACAAACAUGGCGCUGAGCUUAUGGGAACACCAUAUCCCCCCUCGCACAAGCCAUCAGACAUAUGUACUCUUACAGGGUCCAGAUGAUUGUCCUUCUCAUGUUUACAGAAUACAAUUCUGUAGCGUCUAAUGAAACAAAAUUAAAGUUCAUGGUGAAAGAGAUAAGUGGCAGACUGGGGAGUUUUAGAUGAAACAAUAUGAGGAUAAUAAGAAAAUAAAUUGACAAUGUCAAUUUAAAAGAGAACACGGACAUUAAAAAUACAUAUAUUUGCGGGCAGAGCCUGACUGCCAAGCAGACCAGACGUUCUCAGCAGGAGCUCCUGUGUCUGGCACUGAAACCAGGGAUUAUACCCGGGCCACUCAAAUCUUUUGGACCGCAGUACUUUAUCCUCUUGCCCUGGAGGCACCAGUGUAUCUGGGGAUACCUCUUGUGAGUUUCCCCUUCACUGGCCUGCCCGAAUCAAAGCUUUGCGGCCUACUCAAGUGUGGGCUGAGGAGAGGUGGCCGCCCUACCGGCUCUCUGGCUGGAAGUGUGAUCCCCAAAACUAGCUGCCUCAUCCCUUGGACCGGUGGGGGUUAUCCCAGAACCUGCUGACUUGCACAACUUACCACAGCUGCCUUCUAGCAACCGACUCUGCACAAGUGCACUGCGACAGCAACAUACUGCACAAAGAUGGCAGAUGUGCCAUCACUUCGUGUAUGUGAGCGGUCAAAACCCAUGAAGGCCCAACAUGAUACAGUUGAGCACACGAUAUCACACUUAGAUGAGAUUUUUGACCGUUUCUGGGCAUGACUAGCAGCACGUUCUGAGAUGGCACAGACUUCUAACCGGGAGGAAAAGGGGUGAGGUGACUGGGCCCCCUACGGGCAAAACCUUCUCACAAGCUUUUAUGUCACCCAAAUAUGGCCUGCCUGGGCUGAGGGCCAGAGGGGAGCUACUCCCAUUGCAUCGGCCAUGGAGGAGGAGGAUCCACCUCCGCUUGAGGCGACGUACCACCGGGAACUUCUGCCAUUUCCCGAUAGGGGUGAACUUGGACUCUAGGAUGAGUACCCGAGUACAUGGCUACAGGAUGCGGGCCUUCAUCACGGCCUGGGGCUGGAGGAAUGCCCCACUUCACUCCCGUCUUGCCCCACUUCCCGUUCUUCUCAGUGACUUUCCGAAUCUGGGCAUUGGCUGACAUUUUGCAUUGGUUUACUUUUAUGGCUUACCUUAGUAUAUAAUAUAUGCAGUACGGCAAUAUGCUUGUGUGUCAAAUUCAGUGGUUAUUUCCUUGUAAAUUUCUAGCCUGUUUGGCAGUAUCAUUAAUGACAUGUUAUUAUCAGGUCUAGCACACCUAUCAGGACACAAGUGUAUGAUAACUGUUUCUGCUUAGAUUAGCUGGUCUGGCUUGUGUGUGCUUGUACCACUUGGGCAGAUAGUGGCCCAAUACUUACCUUGUCUAGGCUAUAUUAAGAUGCUAAGAUGCACGAAUAAAAUAAGGAAUUUAAAAAAUAUAUUAAAAAAAAUACAUAUUAUUAUUAUUAUUAUUAUGUUAUUUAUAUAGCGCCAUCAAAUUCCACAGUGCUUUACAGUGGGUGGACGAACAAACAUGUAGUUGUAACCAGACAAGUUGGAUACACAGGAAUAGAGGGGUUGAGGGCCCUGCUCAAUGAGCUUACAUGCUAGAGGGAGUGGGGUAAAGUGACAUAAAAGGUAAGUAUAGUAUUAGACUAAUGACAGUUGCAGAAGAGGAAUCAGUCAGGAGCUAUUAACAGUUUAAUUGAUACGCUUUUAUGAAGAAGUGGGUUUUUAAUGAUUUUUUGAAGGAGUGGAGACUGGGUGAGCAUCUAACGGAGGAGGGAAGCGAGUUCCACAGGAACAGUGCAGCCCUCGAGAAAUAUUAAAGGCGAGCAUCAGAGGUGGGAGUACGGACAGAAGAUAGACGUAAGUCUUCAGCAGAUUGUAAGGGCCUAGACGGGACAUACUUGUCAUAUAUAUAUUUAUUUUUAACAUUAACAUUAGCAUGUUCCUUAGUAGAUUUAGUUUACUAAGUUAAAAAAAGCUAUUAAACUUACCUAUAAUCCAGUGUCAGGGCAGGCCCUUCUCUGUCUUCCAAUACAAAAUCUUUUUUUGCCUCCGAAAUUUUGUUUUUUUCCCCUCAUGAUGGGAAGUGAGAAGGCAGAGAAGAAUUUUCAUUAAAAAAAACCAAAACAAAAAAUUGUCUAUUUAUUUAGAAAGGGAGGCAGAGGGAGUGAGAGAAGAAUAAGCUUUCCUUUACAGACGACAUGAUUGUCAUGUCUGCUGCCAACACGCAGUGCGCGCUGACAACAGACGUAUAAAAUAAUAUGCACGGAAUUGACAUUCCACAGCCUGGACACAACAGGAAUAUAUCUCUAGGUGUGCAGCAUUUCAAGUAGAAAGGCUGAACAUCCAGACUCCUGCCAUUAAAAAGUUGACUUUGAAUUCUAAAAUUUGAAAUUGACUUUGAAUUCUCCCUUUAGUAAAUAACCCUGUAAGUGUUCACUAAAUGAAACUUCAAGGUAAAUCCAAAGUGAAUUGUGCAUUUAAGGUCAAAGUAGUCUCUAAGUCAGCUAUGAACUAUUAAAAUUAACUUUGAAUUCACUCUUAAUUCUCACUUAAAUAAAUAACCCUGACUGUGAUAUUGAGAAUUGCUGGAAAAUUCAAGCUGAAUUUAAAGUGAAUUUCAAAUUUAACGCCAAAGUAGCCAAAUUGGAAGCAUAGAGGACUUUUUUUUUUUCAAGUCGGCUACUUUGGCCUUCAAUUUUAAAUUCACUUUGAAUUCACUUUGCUAGUUCUCAUUUAGUAAAUAUUCCUGUACGUGUUUCAUUAUUUUAUAGGGCCGAUGCUCCAGCCUGUGUUUGUGGAUGAGACGCGGUCCUCCCAUGAAAUAAAUUGGAGAGAGCAUUCAUAUAUUUUUUAUUCCAAGCAUUUCCAUUAUUGUUGUCUGCUAAUAUUUUAGGAAUAAUAUUAGUUUUCCAGAUUUAUUACUUAAUAAAUUCACUCAAGGAUGUGACUUAAAUAUUGACUGUGAGGCGGCUUCCCGAAGAUAAAAUCAAUAAUCUACAAUGAAUUUAUGCAGUUUGCUUUAAAGAGUUUGAAAACAUUUUCUUUUAAAUCUUGCCUGUCUGCUAAAUCAUAAUAAAGUUGAUGUAAAUCUGCAGAAAAAAGUUGAUCUUCGUUAUAUCGUGCACCAAGAUUUACAAUAGAAAUUAAUUAUCAUACUAAAUCUCCCCAGGUUCAGACAAUAGUAAAACUAAACAUUAAUAUAAAAUAAAAAUAAAACAGAAAUGUCCCACCAGAUCCAACAGGAAACAUUUCCACUAGAGACUGGAAUGUUUAAAACUUAUAUCUAUUGUAGCAUUUUUAUUUAUAUAGUUUCUUAUUAUUCCUGUCUACCCUACUGAAGGAAGCAAAUAUUCUAACUGUAACAAGCCCGUUAAAGCAGUGUUUCCCAACCCAGUCCUCAAGGCACACCUACCAGUCCAGGAUUUAGGGAUUACCCAGUUGUGUCUAAGGUGUUUUUUUUCUUCUUUGUAAAAAAACCUUAGACACAACUGGGUAAUCCCUAAAUCCUGGACUGGUAGGUGUGCCUUGAGGACUGGGUUGGGAAACACUGCGUUAAAGGACCACUAUAAACACCCAGACCACUUCAGCUCAAUGAAGUGGUCUGGGUGCCGGUCCCUUUAGUGUUAACCCUGCAGCUGAAAACAUAGAAGUUUUAGAGAAACGCGCGCGUGCGCAUUCGAAGCUGACGUCAGAGGGGGAGGAGAGGUUACCAACCUCUUAUUUCUAUGAGGGAGCCCGGCGCUGGAGAAAGGUAAGUGGUAAGUGGAGGGUGGGACCUAAUGACCCUAUAGUGUCAGGAAAACGAGUUUGUUUUCCUGGCACUAUAGUGCUCCUUUAAGUAGUCACUGGAAAACAAAAAGUUACGUUUCGGUGCCCUAAUUUGUUCCAGAUUUUGUAAUUUUUUUAUUUUAGCAACCAGAGGCAUUAUUUAAUGUUUCAAUUUUUCUUAAUGAAUGUAUUUUUGUUAUUGCUAUUAUUUGAUACCCCUUCCCCAGGCCCGUGCUUCUAUUUUAAAUGAUCUUGGGUCGGAAUUAGAAAUUAUAAGACCCAAAAUCAGGAGUGCAUGGCUGGGCAGCUUUCAGCAGUGUUCCCGUCUCCUUAAUUAACCUGAGCAGAUCUUUGGUAGGAUAACGAGUGAUCACUCAAAAAGGCAGCAAAGGCAGGAGAAAAGGGGACGGUAAAGGAGGUAAAUAAUUUUUUACAAAUAUCAGUAUGGAGUAUUAUAAAAAGGGUGUAGAAGAUGCUCAUCCUCUAGGGCCACCUUAUUACACUGACUGGUUCAAUUAAAGGAUCUGACAGAUACUUAGUCAUGGAAACCUAAUUAUAAUGUUGACUUGUUAAAAGCCCCAGGAGAUGCCCAGACCCUGUGCCUUAUUAUGGCUCAAAAUAAAAUGAAUCCAUAAGAAUAACCAUUAUAAUGACCAGAACCCAGUCUGCUCCGCCCAUGCGGUGAAACCCCUGCCUUUGUUUGAGAGGACCUCAAGCCACACCUAAAUAUUGCUACUUAUCCCUCAGACACUAAUAAAAUUCAAUAGAGGCAAGGAAAUGCAUUUUGUAAAAAUACAUUUUUCUACUUGUCAUUAGAGAUGUCGCGAACUGCUCGCCAAACUGUUCGCGAACUGUCCACCGGCGAACAAUAGCGUGUUCGCGUUGGGCGAACAUAUGUGAUUUCCGGUCCGCCCCCUAUUUGUCAUCAUUGAGUACAUUUUGACCCGGAACCUCACAGUCAGCAGACACAUUCCAGCCAAUCAGCAGCAGAUCCUCCCUCCCAGGAAGUGUCUGCUGACUGUGAGGUUCCGGGUCAAAGUGUACUCAAUGAUGACGAAUAGGGGGCGGACCGGAAAUCGCAUAUGUUUGCCCAACGUGAACACGCUAUUGUUCGCCGGCGGACAGUUCGCGAACAGUUCGGCGAUCAGUUCGCGACAUCUCUACUUGUCAUAUGAAGUCUUGAUUGAAGAUCUUCUUUAUGUGGUUUUCUUUCUUUAACCAAAAGAGGACAAAUAAUAACAAAACUAUUAUAACUCAUCAAAACAUCAAGAAAAUAAAUAGACUCAAUUUGCAAAAAAAACAAAACAAAACAAAACAGGGAAGAAAACACAUUAAAAAAAAAUCCAUCUUCACCCAUAUAGAGCUCCGCACAGACUGAGCAUUUAAGGUGGGAAUAUACUAUAUAUAGCUGUAAGCAUAGAUACAUAUAUUAAAUCAACAGGAACAUCUUGAAUAAUACGGGGAUAAUGACCCAGGAGCCUAGGCAUUUGGGUGUUCAAGGGCAGAUUUAAUAAUAGAUCCUUUAAGGAUUAACCCCCGUAGGCCUCAGGAGAGUGGGCCACAGGGGAAGUUAGCCUAUCACUCUGCUCUACUCUAUGGCACUGAAUAAUUCAUUUUAUAGGCGUUACUUGCCUUGUAAGAGCUUAUGGCUCAUCACACAGGUCUUAUCAUUUACUCCAGUAAACUUUUUUUGGGGCGCCAAUGAAACCACAACAUAUAAAAGAUGCCAAAGGACGUCACAAUUUUCAGUGCUUUCCUAUGGAGUUCUCGUGAGCCAAAAAAUCCCUUUACUAACUGGCAUUGACAGAAACUUAUCCCACAUAGUGAAUAGCAUUUUUGACAUAGCUUUGCUACUGCGCCAGUUUAAACAGCGUCAGGUUCUAGUGCAUCAACGUGUAAAAAUUUAACUGGGUGUUACUUACAGAAUGAUGAAAAACACGGAGGAUAAAUAAAUUCUAACUCGUACAGCACUGCAGAAUAGAACAAUUUGUUCAUAUAUCAUUUCACAUAUUACUUUUUAUUACUGUCACAUUGCUUAGAGUGCAUUUUAGUAAAGCUAUGAACAGAUUAAAGUCUUUCUACUUGAUAUAUAUUGCCAUUUAUCAGAAUAAAUUCCUAAUCACCAUUAUCUCAUACUGUCAUUUUUCUUCCUCUCGUUGGACGACAUCAGUUUGAUCUUGGCAUCAAUCACACGGAUUUUCCCAUAUGUUUUUGAUGUUUACCCAUAGCUCUCACGAAAGCCUAUAGCUUCAUCAGUCAUGGUAGCUUCACUUGACUGCUUUCAAAUAUCCUGAUAUUCCCCAAAGGUUGUGCUAGAUUAACUUGUUUGCCUUGAGAAUUUCUCUCUCUUUGUGUGCAGAACAAAUCAGUCAAGAAAAUGAAAGCAAUCAAUAUGUAUGCAUAUCCAAAUAAUACUUCAAAGUAGUCGUAUCAUUUGGAGAUGGAGCAAGUAGCACUGGAUCAAACAUUUCAAAGUCACCAUAACAUUUAGACUUUUAAGUCAUAUCAACAGAAUGAGUUCUAUUUUUUUAAAUAAAUGACAGUCAAUGUUGAAAUAGGAGAUCUUAAAACUUUAAAUAAUGUUGAGUAUAAAGAAAUAUAUAAGUUUCACCGCGAUAGAUUCUUAUGAUACUUAGAUGCCAUCGGCCACUCAUUAAUUACAUUGUGACAAUUGCUUUAGAUAAAGUCCUGUGCCAUAGACCUUUGUACGUCAAAUGGAGACCUUUUGGAAAUAUGUCUUAGGCAUUAUGUUGGUUAUAUUGCUUAUAGAUCUGAAGAAGCAAAAUGUUAAUAUGUUUAUAAAGCAUCAAGAAGGACCAUAGUAGAUCAAUAAAGCUUGGAUAUACCAGUCACCGACAUUGUAUUUCAAAUUGAAUGUUUGUUUAAAACCAAUAAAGAAUUAGUGAGAAAUAUCUCGUCACUUUUUAAAUAAUAACAUAAUUACUGCUCAUUGUUUAUCUCAUCAUGUUGUGUUUUUUUUUUAGCUUAAAAACAGGUUAUAUCUUUUCAAAGGGUUUAUCUUCAAAGAUAGGUAGUGCCUUUGGGAAACAAAGCAGUAUUUUUACAUUUUUGCCAUUUGCAAAAUAAGAGGGGUAUGCCAUGCCGAGAAUAAGCCAGCGUACCCCUUGAGAACUGUGGAUUUUCUCUCCUUAGUUACCCAUCUGAAUCUAUACUGAAAAAAAAUAUGUUCUGUAUCAUGUUGCCUAGACUCUUCUUGGAUAAAGUAUCAACAUUGAAAACUUAAAAGAAAUAAAAUUAACUUGUGCGUUUGUUUGGCCAUGAUGAUUCAUAGCAAAUCACAACAAAAACGCUUUGUCGGAGGCUUAUACUAAAGUGAUAUAGAUCAAUACAAAUUGGAUUUUUUUCUACAUUUAAACUAGCCCUGCACAUAAAUCUAUAGUGUACGUAUGACUAAAUAUAAUGUUGAUGAAAACACUCCAAUGAUAUUUAUACUUUUUCACAAAGUUGUCUGUGUAUCUGUUUAGGCCAGGUAAAGAGAAAAAUCAAACGCUUACUGGCUCAGCAUACAGAUUUUUAAAACAUUUUAUCUUCAAAAGAGUGAUGUGCUCCUUGUAAUAUGUUACCUGUAGCCACCAAAGGACAUGUAUCUUAUAGGAUAGUGAUACUCACAAAAUCUGGACAAAUAUACUAAUAUACACUAACGUGUAGAGAUUAUGACAUGCAAAAGAAAAAGAAACUAAUGGGAAAAAAUACCAUAAAUACUAAACUAUUUUGAAAUGUAUUUUUAUUAAAUUUGCAGUGUCUUGCCUUUUAUUGCUGCUGAUAACUUUACAGAAGUGCUUAACUUCUAGGUAUAAUGAAUACACCUUUGAACAUCACCUUCCAGGAGAUUAGUGAAGAGAGAAAACUGUAUGUAGCUGAUUCUCUAAACAAUUUAAACAAACUUAAACUGUGUACCAAUGACACUCAAGAUGUAUUAGGUAAGUGCACUACAUAAUGGGGACAAAGUCAGGAAAAUUGCACGUUGCUAGCAUAACAGAACUUACUAAUAAACUACUUUGCUCCACAGUCCUACCUGGUGGUAUUGCUAAGGGUGGGGAGCCUCACAUGUGCUAUUGCCUAGCCCCAUGUACCUUCUUAGACAUUCUCCAACUGGCCUGGGUUGCUCUUGCCUGGAGAGACUCCACAGUGAAGCGUAGCUGGUGGUUUAAAUUCUCAUCUGACUAGUUUAAGCAGUAAGAAGGUGAUUAACUGCCACAGUCUUUGUGAGCACAAAUUACUGCUCCAUGUAGAAUGAGUCUCUAUUAUUAAAGUUGUAUUCUAGGUGUGAUAGGAAGUGGUUUUCAUUUAACCAAUAGCACAAGGUAGGUUGAGGAAAUUGGGGUGGAAGAUAAUGACAUAGUGAAUGGGAGAAUGUAUGGGUCUAAGAAGGUGGGUAAGAUGGCAUGGAAUGUGGAGGUAAGAUACGUUGUGUUGGGAAGGGAUAUGAGAUGGCAUGACAUAGGCGAUGGAUAAUAUAGCAUGCAGUGAAUGUAAAUUAAUACAUUUGUGCAUGGUGGAAAAAUAUGGUUUGGCCAAACGAUUUUUUUCAGAAAAUUAAAUUUGAUCUGCGACACUUGUUCAUAUGAUCACAGAAACCUGUAUAAAAGUUUAGAAAACCAAAAAUAAAAUAAAAGGAAAACAAUAUGUAAUAAUAAACAAGUAAAAAUAAUGCAUUUUAGAAAAAUUGUCAGUUUCAAAGGAUCCUCAAAUAAUACCAGGUAAUACAUUGGAAAGUUUAAUAAAUAAGGGCCUUUUCUUAGGAGUUUUGAGACUGAACAUAGGACUCAUACUAUUUAGAAGAAACAGGGAAGCCCUAUGCUCCUUAGAUUGGGUGGUCUCAAUCCAGUCCAAUUUGUGAGCUGGUUUGGAUCGGCAUAAUGAUAAGGUAGAUUUAGCUGGGGACAUCUAGACAUGCAGGAUAAUCUUUCUGACAGUAGCUAGAACCAUAUAUUAUAUUUACUUAUUAAAUAUAUAUAUAUUAUUUUAUUGCACCUUUUUUUCACUCUGUUUGUCACUUGAUCUGUGAAUAAAAUCAACAUUUAGUGGCUGUCCCCAACCUAUCUUUUUUGGGGGUGAGGUGGGUGUCGUGGGCAGAACUCUGAAUCCCGAAGCAAAGGAACCCACUUGUCCAUUGUGCUAGUCAGUUUCUCGGUUAUACCUCUAUAUUGCAUUUUGCAGAUAUAUAAAAAUUCAGCCAAACCACCGAUUGGACUAAAUUCAGACUAACUGCAAUAAAGCCGAAACCGAACGCAUACGUUGCAAACUUAUCCAAUAUGUUAUGUCAUCCCAUAUUCCUUAUUGAAGGCACACAUGCCAUGUUACUACUUAUACCAUCUCAUAUUCCCAUACUCAAUUCCAUGUAAGUGUGUGUGAAUAAAUCGUGUAUUUGUGUAUUUGUGUGUAUGGUUGUGUGCUUAAGGAUAAAGGGAUGUUUUUGUGUGGAGUGUGUAAGUUUGUGUUUUGGAAUGCUGGAGAGUAUUUCCAUGUGUGUGAAUGCAGGGGUUCAUAUCUACAGCCAGUGCGUGUGUGUGUGUGUACACACAUCAUAUCUGUGUGGUGUGAAUUGAGAAAACUUGACAGUACAAGCUGAGCCUUUUGUCUAUCUUCUGUCAGACAUGGCUUUGUCACGGCUUUGACAUCGUUCACUUGCAAUGGAAUUGCAAGGAAACUUCAACUCAGUCAACAUUACUAUUUCAUAAAGAUUUUAUCCUUAAGUGACAGAACUGUUUUAUAUAUAUUUCUUUGUUACUAAGAAAAAAGAAAAAUGCACACGUAGUCAUAUCUUCACAAUUAAUCUAAAGAUUAAUUCUCACACAUAGUCAGGGCUGGAAACUUUUGUCCUGGAGGCAAAUACAAAUUAAUUAAGUUUUCACAGGUCUCAGUGUUGAUGGCCCUAUUCAUGUAAAUUUAGCAAAAUUUUUUGACAGAUAAAGACUUCUGGAGUUGCAAGCUGUUACAUCAUAAAUAUCCGUGCAACUUCCACCAUUAUGACCGGCACACUAUGAUGGGACAUGCACAGAUCUAUCCAUGCCGAAGAAAUGCACCCACUGUAUCUAUCCAUGCCUAAGAAAUGCACCCACUGUUUCCCACGGACUCCAUUGCCCCCAAUAACAAGUGGCAUGUCUUAUGUAUGUCACGAUCAGCGUUUCAUCUCAAUCUGUGGUCACAAACAACUUUAGGUAUAUAAUACACACUUAUCGGAGUCUAGCAGACUCAGAUACUUUAGUCCACCCGGAAAUAUUCCAAUAGUCCAAUCCAGGCCCAUAAAGCACUGAGUGCACAGGCCACUAGCCAAUGUACAAAUUCACACAGUGCCGGGCUAGGAAACACUCUACUCAAUUCCUACCUGUGUUCUCACUCCUGCACUACUGUACAGACAGACACAUACACAUCUACCACUCUUAAUUUUGAGAACAAUGGUUUGACAAAAACCUCCAUGCCAGUACUCCCAUUCGAGUUGCCAUGGGGCAAUUGCACACAUGGAUGCACAUAUUAUUAUUUUUUACAGAGUUUUACAGAUUAUGUAUGUACACAUGACACACAUACAAACACAUUCCCAUUCAUUAUUCACAUACACACAUACAUACUCAUUCACAGACACUACAUAAACACUUACAAGGAUAGAGUUUAAGUGACACUGUGUAGAAGGUGUACAUUGUGGUGCGUGCGUAGACCAGUCUGGGCGGGCAGCACAAAAUGUAUAUAUGUAACUGUAUGCAUUUGGUCACACAGUCUAUCUUAGAACUAAGUUAAUCGUUUCCUAUAAGAGAAAACUGUUUAUCAUGGCAGCUAGUCUAUUCUGAAAGCAAAGGCAAUCAAUAAAAUUGAGCAAGGGAUUUAGUUAAGUAAAAGGUAAUUCCUUAAAAAUUAGCACUAGAACUUUUUUACUAACCUCAUGAAUACUGUGUUCCUUUAAAAGUAAUGGUGCCAUUCGUCCGUUUUUAGUAGAAUCGUCUGAAGAAGGAAAUUUCUCCGUUGUGCUUAGUCAGGAUUCCGGAAAGAGUAGACGAAUACAUCCUCUUCUAACAGUGCUUAUCAUGACAUUGGUACUCACAAUCAUACUAUCAUCAUGUGUACUGUAUUUGUUAGGUAAGUUUAAUGCUCAGUAUUUUUUUUCCUUAAAAUGGAUUUGUCACUGGUUAGGGUCCAGAGGCCCUUUUAUUCACGUUGCCAUUAGUAAUUUAUGGACAUUACAUUAAAGGUCUGCAUGUUCCAAAAAAAGUGUUAAUAGUUAUACUAGAAAAGGUGACUAAUAAUGGGGGGGUGCAAAAAUACACAACAAUUUAUAAAAUGUAUACUUAUAAGUGUGGAGCCGCAAGGAAAUGAAAAGGUUCGUUACUGUCAAGGCCAUGACAAUAUCUUUAAGGUACUUGUAUGGGAGUGGUGCAGCUGUUUAGCAAGCACAAUCAUGACACCACUCCGACUAUUGUAGCUGCUAACCUCACACAGACUGAGCGACCUGAAAGAGCUUUUUAUUUUGUCAUACCUUUGCCUGUUAUGUUACAGCCGGAUGGAUCAAAGGACAAGAAACUAUGGCAUUACAAAAGGAUCCGAGCAGUCUGUGACAUCUAUUAUUUACUUGUUUCUUUCCCUUUCUUGACUAGUAAAUGUGUCAUAAUUACCUCCUUAUUGAAUAUACCAAAUAACACCUGUGUUUGCCAUUUUAUGCAUUAAACUGUGACAUCAAUUAAUCUAUAGGGCCCUUGAGUAGAACCCUUCUAUUGUGUGAUACAGCCCUAUUCGAUCAAGUUUAGUAUAAACAAUAUAACAGGGGUAGGCAACAUUCGGCACUACUGAUGGUAUGGACUACAUCUCCCAUAAUGCACUUACAGCCAUAACGCUGGCAAAGCAUUAGGGGAGAUGUAGUCCACAACAUCGGCAGUGCAGAAGUGCCUAUUCCUGGAUUAUCAAUAUAAUUCAAAUGAUCAAAUUUCAGGAUAAAAAGUUCUAUAAGUAUGGGUUUCAUACUUACACAGGGGUGUAACUUGGAAUCACAGGGCCCUGGUGCAAAAAUCAAAGAGGGUCCAGACCCCCCUUAUGCUCUCUACACAUACACUGACAUACUCUCACUGACACACACUCUCACUGACACACACACACACACACACACACACACACACACUGACACACACUCUCACUGAUAUACACACACACUGACACACACUGACAUACACACUCAGUGAAACACACUCUCACUGACUCACACACACACACACACACACACUGACUCACACACAGACACACACACAUUGACACACACACUCACUGACACACACACACACACACACACACUCACUGAUACACUCUCACUGACACACCCACACACACACUGACAAACACACUCACUGACACACACACACACACACACUCUCACUGACACACACACACAUACACACACUCACUGAAACACACUUUCACUGACACACACACUCACUGAAACACUAGCAUUUAGGAUACAAGAUUGUUUAGGCAGGGGCCCCUUCACCAUAUAUCAUACAUGUUUUGUUUGGAUUAAAUGUUUGUCUUGAUUACUAUUGUAAAGUGUUGAGGAAUAUCUUGGCACUAUAUAAAUAAUUGUAAUUGCAAAUAUUGAACACAGCUAUUGACGUGCAACAAGUCUGGAUAUAUAUCAGUCCAAACCUUUACAAACUAAAAUUGUAUGGGGACACUUUACUGAAUAACCAUCUACCAUAGAGAGCAUGUGGCUUAUUAGCUAUACACAUAUAUGUUUUAUGAACCUACACUGAAAUACAAAUCUGCCCUUUUAAAUUGCAACAUCCCAUAACAUAUUUUGUCAGAAACCAGAAAAAAUACAACCUUUUUAUUUAACACAAGGAGCAUACAAGAAUAUUCAAAUAAUUUCACACUAAACAUUUUAACACUUUGGGUUGGUUAUAGUGUGCAGAUAACUUUUUUGAGGGGUUCAUUUCGCAUUGUUCAUGAAUUUGGGCUGAUGUAUAGUAUAGCCAUUGUUUCUGCACCACGAGUAAUAAGAGAUUGAACGCAGGGAUAAUGUGUGGAUUUUAUGUGAAUAUUGCAAAAAUGUCAAUUCUGAGCUGAAGCACUGAGUUACUUGUACACAAGGCAGUGUGUAGGCAUGCAUCUUCCAAAUAUAGCCGCUGAAUGACAGAGAUGCUGUGGAUUUGCUGAACUUCUUUUCUGUACUGGGCAUAAAGCCAGCUUUGUGUAAUACUGCAGAUAUGGCUUAUUACAAGCCGCUAUAAAAAUAAAUCGCAGUAGUAACUGAACCCCCUCCACUAUGCGUACACAAUAACACACAGCUAAAUGGCUGUUAAACUGAUGGCAGGAAGUCAUUCGCUGGCCGAGCUAAAUUAAACUAGGCUUGGUUUAAAUAAUAGCUUGAAUUACCAGCAUGUCUUAUCAGCGGAGCACAGCAGGUAACUAUUACCAGAAAAAUCCUACAUUUCACUUUGCGAAGAUAAAUAGUCAUUAAAUAUCGUAAAUAUACCCAAAAGUAAUAGCGAACCACUGAGCACACAGCCUUUUCACUUCGUUACAGUGUUGAAUCUUUUUUGAAUGUUUUUAUUAAUCUGUUUGCAGAUUUUCAGAAUGAGUGUUUAAUAUUGAUUUAAAAUUACAGAUGAGGCGAGAUAAUUGUUUGUGAGAAGUAGAUGUUUAACAGAAUCUGCGUGAAUGGUUUGGAUAGCAGGUAUAGACUUCCAUCUGGAAAUAAAUGUGUUUAAAAAGAAUUAUUAAAGAAGACUUACACUUGGAAGGAUAUUAUUAUUAUUAUUAUUUAUAAAGCACCAACAAGUUCCGUAGUGCUGUACAAUGGGUGGACUAACGGCAAUGUAUAUGUAACCAGACAAGUUGGACACACAGGAACAGAGGGAUUGAGGGCCAUUCUCAAUGAGCUUACAUGCUGGAGGGAGUGGGGUAAUGUGAUAUAAAAGGUAAGGGUAGGGUAGAAACGUAGGUUGCUAGGAUAGUGUUCAUUGAGGGCUUGGUGUUUUGUUUUGAUGACAGUUUCAGGAGCGGAAUCAGGGUAUGGGGAGGGAAAGCUGUUCACAGUUUAAUUGAUAUGCUUUCAUAAAAAAGUAAGUUUUUAAAGAUUUUUUGAAGAAGUGGAGAUUGGGUGAAAGUCUAACAGAGAGGGGAAGGGCAUUCCAUAGGAACGGUGCAGCCUUAGAUAAGUCUUUAAUGUGAGCAUCAGAGGUAGGAGUACGAACAGGAGGUUAGACGUAGGUCUUCGGCAGAGCGUAGGGACCUAGAUGGGACAUAUUUGUGUAUUAGUGAGGAUAAUUAGGUCGGAGCAGCAUUGUGUAGAGAUUUGUUCAGAUAUGAACUAACAAUUUUAGGAGUUACACUAAAGGCAUCAAAACAAGUUUAGCUUAAAGGGACACUAUAGUCACCAGAACAAGCUUAACAGAACAAGGCCUUUUAAUGUAAACACUGUCUUUUCAGAGAAAAGGCAGUGUUUACAUUACUGUCUAGGGACACCUCUGUUGGCAGCAUUAGAGGUGCUUCCUAGGUCAGUCCUGAACAUUCUGCAGCACUGAAGUUCAGACUCCAGUAGGGUGUAAAAGGCUAUUAAAAGAGCAGAGAUAAGAAAUAAUAAAUUUAAAAAAUCAUGCAAUAAAGGAAGUUUAAACAUUAGAUUUCUCUUUACAGGAAGUGUUUAGGAAGGCUAUGUAAGUCACAUGCAAGGAGGUGUGACUAGGGCUGAAUAAACAAAUUGAUUUAACUCCUAAAUUGCAAAUAAUUGAGCAGUAAGACUGCAGGGGCAUGAUCUAUACACCAAAACAAUUUCACUAAGCUAAAAUUAUUGUGGUGCCUUUAAUAAGGUUGAACAAAAACUCACAAAGCUUACUCUUGUUGAACAUAUUCAACACAUGUGCUAGAGAAGACCAGAAAACCAGCUCCUCUGUGAUUUAUAUGGCGCCCUGGCACAAUUGUUCAAUUAUUUUGCAUUCUUCUCCUCAUGCAUGAGUUCGAGUGAGAAGGAAAGUAACAGUAAAUGUCCCCCUUUGUUUAUAUAGAAUCUUGAGGACACAAUUCAUUAUUAUGCUGGUUAUUUAUUAUAUUUUAUUAAUUGCUUUUAAAGUAAAUGUUAAGUCCCUAAUUUUACUAGUAAUUUAAAGGAAUUAGGUCAAUUGUCCAGAUGAGUUGUGUAACUGUCAGUGAUUACACUUAUAUUAAUCGAAACCUGCUCACAUAUUGUUCUGACACAUAAUUCAAGCAAGGACUUUGCCCACAGAUUUAUUCUCAUACACAUUAAUUCAGCUAAUCGAGCUAACACUCUUACUUAGAGACGUAGAUAGUAUAUAAGAUUAACUCGAUUAGCCAGUGAGGGCACCCUCUCUUGCUCUGCUCAAUCCACCCAAUACAAAUCCCAUCUUGCUACCUUUCAAAGUUAGGGUUGCUUCAGUUACCACCCAGCAAUCCCUUCACUAAGCUCUGUUUAGAGAAAAAAGGCAAAGCUUAAUGUUUUGUGAGUCUAACUGGGAAGCAUGCAAACACAAAGAGAGAAUUAGACAAAAAAAAAAAAACAUGCUUACAUGCAUGUACAGUAUGAAAUUAAAACCCGAUUUCAGAACAGUAAAAAAUCUUUAAAAGAGGCCUAAUUUGAAAAGUUUUAGCAGUGUCUUUACAGUAACACAGUAACCAUCAGGUGACUCCACCAAGUGACUCCAGUGUAAACCCACUGAUAAUUCUCCCUAAUAGUUACGUAUAAAACAUUUUAUGAAAAAUAAAUGUCAUCCACGUAAACUGUAUUACACUCUUCGAAGGAAGAUUCAACUUGUAACCAACCACACAUCAACAUAAAAAGACAGUAUCACAAUAACAUUUUAAACAACAACCACAUUUUCAUUUAGACCCCUGUCUCUUGAUUGGCCUCCCUUAGUUUCAUCCAAAACAUGUCAACAAGUUCCCUUUAAUGACGACCUUCCUCUAUCUGUGUGAAUAUCUUGUCCAGUCCCUUUUCAUGCCUUUAGUCCUUCUUGAGGCUCCUUCAAGUGUCCUAUUUGGCCUCUGUUGUCCCUCUUGUGAAUCCCUUUGCCCUAUUUGGCCAAUACUUGUCCUUUUUGUGUUAUUUAUGACCCCCUUUUCCUAUGUGUCAUUUCCUUCCAUCACAUGGACAGGUUUUUACCCUGUAUUCUUCUGCUUAUUCACUUGUUUUCUUAGUGCUAUUUGAGGAAUCUACACCUAAAUUAAUCGAUUGCUUCAUUGCAAUAGAUAGAUAGAUAGAUAAAGUAUUUUUGUAUAUAAGAUAAGAAUAAUAUAAGUAUGUAAUUUUAGUACUAUUUUUUUUUUUUUGCAGUGCACAUGAAUUUUACAGCCACAGAAAUGUCUCGAAAGCUGGAAAGAUGUGACAAACUCAUGGAAGAACUUGAAAAACUCAGCAAUUUAGUUUUAUUUUUGAACCACUCACGCGUGAAGGAGCCUUAAACAUUAGUGAAAACAAAAAAAAAAGAAAACCCACCCGGUCUUAGGGUCAGGGUAGAAAGUGAGAAGAGGGGAAAAAAUUAAAUCUUGGAAACAAUUAAAUCUUUAUUAACAGUCACAUGUUAAAAAUACGCAUCAACAUUUGAUUUUAAAUAGCAAAAACAAAAAAACUAAGCAAACCAUUUUAUGGGUCAAGCCCAGUGGUUUCCAAACCAGUCACCAAGGCAUCCCUACCAGUCCAGAAUUGAAAGAUUACCCAGUUGUGUUUUUUGUUUUACUAAAAACACGUUAAACACGUCUGGGCAGUUCCUAAAUCCUGGACUGGUAAGGGUGUCUUGAGGACGGGUUUUUGAACCACUGAGUUUUUAAAUCUGUAUUGUUGUUGUUUGUCUUUUUUAACCCCUUAAAGGACCACUAUAGGCACCCAGACCUCUUCAGAUUAAUGAAGUGGUCUGGGUGCCUGGUCCAGCUAGGUUUAACCCUUUUUUCUAUAAACAUAGCAGUUUACAAAUGGGUUAAUCCAGCCUCUUGUGGCUGUCUCAUUGACAGCCGCUAGAGGGCUUCCGCGCUUCUCACUGUGAUUUUCAGCGUCCAUAGGAAAGCAUUGUAAAUGCUUUCGUAUGAGACUGGCUGAAUGCGCGCGCAGCUCUUGCCGUGCAUGCGCAUUCAGCCGAGGAGGAGGAGAGGAUGCGGAGAGGAGGAGGAGAGCUCCCCGCCCGGCACUGGAGAAAGAGGUAAGUUUAACCCCUUCCACCCCCAGGAGACCUGAGGGUGUGGGAACGAGUAUGUUUUCCUGGCACUAUAGUGGUCCUUUAAGGACCAAACUUCUGGAAUAAAAGGGAAUCAUGACAUGUCACACAUGUCAUGUGUCCUUAAGAGGUUAAAUGACUGUUAUUAAAGAUUUCAUUAUUUUCAGGAAAUUUCCCCCAAUCUGCUCUAUACUCUGACCAUAAACCAUUUUUUAGUGUCUUUCUCUCUUCAUAUUUAUCCCCUACUUAGAGGAAUGACAACAACCCCACCUUGAUAACGCCCUCUCAUUUAGAUGAGGGUGGGUGUUUUUUUUUUUAUCCUUUCGUAUAAUGCCCUUACGUUACUAUUUCAUUUUGAUCUUACACACUCGUAAACUUUCAGUAAUUUUGCAAGCAGAUAAUUAUUCUAGAAAAAUAAACUAUAGUCUUUUUUAGACAAAAUGGAAAAA
Pelobates cultripes (western spadefoot toad) is the source of this 19830-nucleotide messenger RNA. The record is from the annotation of a GenBank genome assembly. NCBI's taxonomy places the organism in Eukaryota, Metazoa, Chordata, Amphibia, Anura, Pelobatidae.